AUGGAUAGUGACCACGGUGACUUCAGUGACCACGGAACCUCAGUUUUUUUGCACGAAUUAGAAGAAGAUAUAAAUAGCUGGAUUGAAAAAACAAUUCGUGUUGUUGGAACGCAACUUAGUACUGAAACCGCAAUUAUUGAACAGUACUUAAAUCAUUCUAAACAUCGCCUUAUUGUAGACACACGAUCGGUUGAAGAUACCAGUCGAGAUUGUAGUGGUGAUAUGGUUGAAUUAAUAGGAAAACUGACAUGGGAUGAUAUACCUGGUCCUGGAGUAACUUCAAGAUAUAGUCAACUCCCACCCGAAUUUCAGGCAAAAUACAUUUCGAAACAAAGGGUUCCAGUGAUUAGAGCAUACAUUAUGCGUAAUGCUCAAGGAAUAAAUAUGACUUUAUAUCAAGAAGUAAUCAAAUUAAGAAGACAAUUUGAUUUGGAUUUUAAUGCGCUGAUGGAAGACGAAGGAUACGAAGUUAUACACGUUGACGAGGUUGACGAGGUUGACGAUGCAUAA
Messenger RNA from Dentiscutata erythropus, 510 nucleotides. The record is from the annotation of a GenBank genome assembly. Lineage: Eukaryota; Fungi; Glomeromycota; Glomeromycetes; Diversisporales; Gigasporaceae.